Molecule: messenger RNA, 1695 nt
Organism: Anoplopoma fimbria (sablefish)
Lineage: Eukaryota; Metazoa; Chordata; Actinopteri; Perciformes; Anoplopomatidae
Product: USP6 N-terminal-like protein
Exons: 14
Coding region: 109-1695 (528 amino acids)
Source: RefSeq, a predicted model, not a curated record
GAGUGCGUGAGAGAGUGCGUGUGUGCGGGUCUGACGGUGGAGCUGCACGGUACCGGAGGAGAACGGAGGCACCGGAGCAGAACUACACCCGAGAACCACGAUAUUGACAUGAAGAAAGACAUCGAGACUCUAAUAGCAGAGGAACGCGCUGAUAUCAUCUUGAAAUAUGCUACGGGGAGGCAGGGCGGGGUGGAGAUCGACCCCUGGGAAGAUGCCGACUACAGUAUCUUCAAAGUCAUCGACCGCUUCGGCUUCAUGCAUGAGGACGAGCUGCCAGCCCCGACUGCACACGAGGAAAAGAGGAAACAUCUGGAGGUAGAGAGAGCAGAGAAGUGGCUGAAGAUGGCAAAGAAGUGGGACAAAUACAAGAACAGUGACAGAAUGGUGAAACGGGUUUACAAGGGCAUCCCCCUGCAGCUCCGAGGCCGGGCCUGGGCUCUGAUGCUGGACGUGGAGAGGGCGAAGAAGGAGAACGAGGGCAAAUAUGAGAACAUGAAGGAGCAGGCCCGACUGUACUCGUCUGAGAUCAAACAGAUCGACCUGGACAUCAACCGGACCUUUAGGAACCACAUCAUGUUCAUGGAUCGCUUCGGAGUCAAGCAGCAGGCUCUUUUCCAUGUCCUCUCUGCAUAUUCAGUCUACAACACAGAGGUGAGCUACUGCCAGGGGAUGAGUCAGAUCGCUGCCCUGCUGCUCAUGUACAUGAACGAGGAAGAUGCCUUCUGGGCGCUGUCACAGCUGCUGACCAAUCACAAACACGGCAUGCACGGAUUCUUUGUUCCCGGGUUCCCCAAACUUCAAAGAUUCCAGGCACAUCAUGAUCAGAUUAUCUCCAAACUCAUCCCCAAGCUGAAGAAACACCUGGACAGAGAGCAGAUGUCUGCAGGGAUUUACUGCACUAAAUGGUUCCUGCAGUGCUUCAUUGACAGGACGCCGUUCACGCUGACCCUUCGGCUGUGGGACAUCUUCAUCCUGGAAGGAGAGAGGCUCCUCACCGCCAUGUCCUACACCAUCCUGAAGAUACACAAGAAGCGUAUGCUGAAGAUGUGUCUGGAGGAUCUCAGAGAGUUCCUGCAGGAGCGCAUCGCUCAGACUUUCUUCUACAGCGACGACGUGAUCAUCGAGCAGCUUCAGGCCUCCAUGACCGAACUGAGGAAGAUGAAGCUGGACCUUCCUCCUCCAGGGAAGCCUGAUGAGUUGCCCCGUAAGCCUCUGGGUCAGGAGCUGCCGGUUCUGUUGAGUCCGGUCCAGACCUCCAGAGGGAAGUCGUCCUCAGCCAGAGCCGGACUGAGCCUCCACAUCAUCUCCCACCAGCCCGACUCCAUAUCCCCGGACCAGAGCCCCUCCAAGGACCCCCGGGACCUGGACCCUCCGGACCAGGAGGAGGAGGAGGAGGCCCCGUUGCCCUCACCGGACCCGGUCAUCAUCCACAGCCGGGCCCCGCUGACCCCCGACGGCUCCCCUCUGACGGGGCCGCCGCCUUACCAGCCCCCGAGAGUGAAGCGGCGCUCACCUCGCAUCAACUCCCACCAGCAUCAACGGACGCCGCAGACGCAGACCGGCCCUCCUGCAGGGGCCCGAGGACUCUUUCGGCUCCUCAGUCCGAGAGUCUGUCUGCAGCGGAGCGGGCCGAGGACGGCUACCUGGUCCAGCUGCUGGAGCAGGCCUCGGCUCUGCCCUCCAACAGGAACCUGA